Lachancea meyersii CBS 8951 is the source of this 4272-nucleotide messenger RNA. NCBI's taxonomy places the organism in Eukaryota, Fungi, Ascomycota, Saccharomycetes, Saccharomycetales, Saccharomycetaceae. The record is from the annotation of a GenBank genome assembly.
AUGUCGUUGACAGCACUGCUCAACGACGACAACAAGGACACAGGCGACCUGCACACAGGCGACCUGCGAGCCCGGUUCGUGCAGAGCCUGAAUGCCCAGUUCCAAGAACUAGGUGCACGCGAUCUGCGCGAACAACGGUCGCAAGACUGGCGUAUGCUGAGCUACCAGGAAUUCGAGCUCAUCACAGAGUGGAACAACCAAUCGCGGGAUCUGGGGUCCAACGGUUGCGAAAAACUGAUGGCCAACAUGGCUUCGACCAGGCUCGAGUGGGACCAGUUCCAAGAGUACGCACGGCACAAAGACGAAGUGGUGCGAAAACAGCGCGAAUUGCGCGAGCAAGAGCGUGCCCAGAUCGCAGAACGCGAUCUGCGCGACAAAAAGGCACACGAGCAACGGCUGCGGGCCAAGGACGCUGCAGUGGCGGCCACUACGUCCAAGAUUGCAAACGCAAACGGCAGGGCCAGGAGCGACAAGACUACGGCAAAACGGAUCCACAGCGAGGCCAGGCUCGCCAACGACGAUGCCAACGGCGAUUCACAUGCUGACGCCAGUGGCAAUGGGAAAGACAGCACUCUUUCCAACGGUAACAACAAGAAUACGACAACGGCUGCUGCUUCAGCAGCAGCAGACAACAAGCUCAGGAACGGACAUGCAACUGAAAACGGUGCCGUUAACGGUAAUGGCCAUUCUCACACGCAUGACGAUCACGACGACGACGACGACGACCACAACACCAAUAAAAACACCAACGAGCAUGUAUACAGCAACGAUGAAGCCGACGACGACGACGAUAAUGUCCAAGAUACAGAAGACCGGUGGGACAACGGUGACGACGAAGAAGCAGAUCUCGAACCAGAGGACGCGGAGGACGUAGAGGACGCUGAUCUAGACGAUCUCAACGAGGUCGCCAUCCCAGAAGACGACGACGACAACGACGAGGACUUCUUUUUGGACGAUGACAAAGCUGACUCCCACGAGAAAAGCACCAAAAAGGUAGACCUCACAUCGGAGCGUGCCAAGAUUCGUCGCGAGAUCGCCCGCAUGGUCAACAAGAACAAAAACGUCAAAGCCAAGAAGCGCCGUUUCACCAACUCCACCAUCGUCGAACACAUUCAAAACGAAAAGCUAGAGGUCAAAGUCACCCUCAAACAGUACCACGUACGGCAACUCAAGCGUCUGAUAGCCGAAAAACAGCGUGCACUAGAAGAGGAAAAUGAGGGCGCCGUAGAACCGGCUACCAAGAAACGCAAACCGGCACCCAGCCCGGAAGAAGCCGUUAUCCCAGACUCCAUCGAGGGACUACCGACUUACGGACUCAAAAUGACCGUCAAAGAGGCUCGCGGCAUUCAAAGACACUACGACAACACCUACUUCACCAUUUGGAAAGAUAUGGCCAGAAAGGAUUCUGCCAAAGUGGCCCGUUUGGUCCAGCAAGCGCAAACCAGUAGAAACGUCAACUUCAAGAAAACCUGCGCCUUGGUGUGCCGAGAAGCUCGCAAAUGGCAGCUCCGUAACUUCCGUCAAGCCAAAGAUUUCCAAUCCAGGGCCCGUAGAGGCGUUAGAGAGAUGUCUAGUUUCUGGAAGAAGAACGAGCGUGAUGAAAGGGACCUUAAGAAGAAAGCCGAGAAAGAGGCACUGGACCAGGCCAAGAAAGAGGAAGAAGAACGUGAAAAUAAGAGGCAGGCAAGAAAGCUCAACUUUUUGAUCACUCAAACCGAACUAUACUCCCACUUUAUUGGACGCAAAAUAAAAACCGACGAAAUCGAAGGGACCAUGGCGGAUUCAUCUUGGUCGUCUCACGAGGGCGCCAAACACGACAUCGAUCUUUCUACAACCGAAGCUUCUAAAACGGAUUUCAACUCCAUUGACUUCGACAACGAGGACGAUGAAAUGCUAAGAUUGAAAGCUGCUCAAAAUGCUUCCAGUGCUCUGCUUGCCAGUCAGACAAAGGCCAAGGAAUUCGACGCCAACCCUGAUGAAGACGACGAGCUCAAUUUCCAAAACCCUACCUCGCUGGGUGACAUCACAAUCGAUCAGCCAAAACUAUUAACAUGCACAUUGAAAGAAUAUCAACUGAAGGGUCUCAACUGGCUUGCCAAUUUGUACGACCAGGGUAUCAACGGUAUCUUAGCUGACGAGAUGGGGUUGGGUAAAACCGUCCAAUCCAUUUCCGUUCUAGCGCAUUUAGCAGAGCAUCAUAACAUCUGGGGUCCCUUUAUUGUUGUGACUCCUGCUUCCACUUUACACAAUUGGGUUAACGAAAUCUCUAAGUUCGUUCCUGAAUUCAAGAUUCUGCCCUACUGGGGUAAUGGUAACGACCGUAAAGUUCUUAGAAGGUUUUGGGACAGAAAGCAAUUCCGCUAUGGGAAAGAUGCCCCCUUUCAUGUUUUAAUCACUUCGUAUCAGAUGGUGGUGUCAGACGCGGCAUAUAUUCAAAAAAUGAAAUGGCAGUACAUGAUUCUAGAUGAAGCUCAAGCUAUUAAAUCAUCACAAUCGUCCAGGUGGAAAAACCUGCUAAGCUUUCAUUGCCGGAACAGAUUGCUGCUUACCGGUACACCAAUUCAGAAUAAUAUGCAAGAAUUGUGGGCUCUUCUUCAUUUCAUUAUGCCUUCUUUAUUCGACUCACACGACGAAUUUAGCGACUGGUUCUCCAAGGACAUCGAAUCACACGCGCAGUCGAACACCAAACUCAAUCAACAACAACUACGUCGACUACACAUGAUCUUGAAGCCAUUUAUGCUUAGACGUAUCAAGAAAAACGUUCAGUCCGAACUGGGCGACAAAAUUGAGAUCGACGUUCUAUGCGAUCUAACAAGACGACAGCAUAAACUUUACCAGGUUUUGAAGACUCAAAUGUCUGCAGCUUACGAUGCCAUAGAAAAUGCGGCUGGAAACGAUGAAGUAUCCUCUGACCAAAACAUCGUGAACACUGUCAUGCAAUUUAGAAAGGUCUGUAAUCAUCCAGAUCUGUUCGAAAGAGAAGAUGUUAGUUCUCCAUUUUCAUUCAUCGACUUUGGUAGAAGCGGAUCACUGAUGAGAGACAGCAGUCUUCUUGAUGUCGAAUACUCGGCAAGGAAUUGCAUUGAUUACAAAAUACCUCGUCUAAUACUGAACGAACUGGUGCUUCCCCAGUUUGAAAAUGAUAUUAGCAACAAGAGCAAGCUACUCAAUCACACAUUUAAUGUUUUGCAUCCCAUCAACUCGAGAAGUUUAUGCUCCAAGCUGUCGUGCUUGAGCGGACAAGCGUCAGGACAAUUCUAUCAAUGGUCUAAUAAGAGCUGCGUUCAAAGGGCGAUAAAUUUGAAAGAGAAUGAUCGCCCAGUGCGCAUAAGCUCUGUUUACGACUGCGAUGAACUCAAGGUCGUUGAUCAGAAAAGUUACAUCUUAGCGAGUCGUGACGACUCACUCAAAGAGUUAGGCAAAAAUACAGUAGGUGGUGUUUUGUCAAAUCUUUUCAAUAUUCAGCAAGGCGUUUAUGAGGACGAGUAUAUGAACAGUUGGCGACCUGCAUAUCAUCAAGUAGCAAGUGCUCCGCCUAUUAACGUCGAGGUCUCCGGUUCUAGCCGAUUUUCGCAUAUUAAGAAGCUCGAACUAUUUGAUCCUACCUUAAGCCAAGCGUUGAGUGCAGUCCCUCCUGAAAUUCAGUGUGACCUUCUAACAAAGCAUCAUUUAUCGGUAUCAGACUUCCCAGUAUCAGAGCUUUACCCACAGGCCUUGAACAAGAACUUUACAUCUGAGAUUUCGAUGCCGUCAAUGGACAAAUUCAUCAUGGACUCUACCAAACUAAGGAAACUAGACGAACUUCUAAUCGAUUUGAAGAAGGGUGAUCACCGUGUUUUGAUAUAUUUUCAAAUGACUAAGAUGAUGGACUUGAUGGAGGAGUAUCUCACACACAGGCAAUACCAACACAUUCGGUUAGAUGGAUCUUCAAAAUUGGAAGACCGUCGCGACCUUGUUCAUGAUUGGCAAACGAAGCCUGACAUUUUCAUUUUCUUGCUCAGCACGAGAGCUGGUGGUUUAGGUAUCAAUCUUACAGCUGCUGAUACAGUUAUCUUUUAUGAUUCAGAUUGGAACCCAACUAUCGACUCACAAGCAAUGGACAGAGCGCAUAGACUUGGCCAGACUAGACAAGUGACAGUAUACAGAUUGUUGAUUCGGGGAACCAUUGAAGAGCGGAUGCGUGAUAGAGCCAAGCAGAAGGAACAUGUACAGCAAGUGGUUAUGGAAGGAAAGACUCAGGAUAAGAAAAUUCAAGAAAUCAGCGCCAAUUGA